GGUCAUGGCGGAGCUCAAGUCGCUGUCUGGGGAAACGUACCUGGCACUGAGCCACGGCUACACCGCGACCGGCCACGCCUACGCAGCGGCGCGCGGACCAGAAACUACUCGAGGCUUUGGUGCAUCCAGUCCAGGUGGCGACCUCCCGGCGGCGCCUGCUUCCCGCGUCCCUGCCGCGACGGUCGAGAGCAGUGGGGAGCAGAGCGGCGACGAGGACGACGCCUUCGAGAGCCGGCGGCGGCGGCGAGGGCCCGGGGUCUCGGUGGAUGCACGGCGGCGGCCCCGGGAGCAGCGCUCUCUACGGCUGAGCAUCAACGCACGCGAACGACGGCGAAUGCACGACCUGAACGACGCGCUGGACGGACUGCGCGCAGUCAUCCCCUAUGCGCACAGCCCGUCGGUGCGCAAGCUCUCCAAGAUCGCCACGCUGCUGCUGGCCAAGAACUACAUCCUCAUGCAGGCUCAGGCCCUGGAGGAGAUGCGGCGCCUGGUGGCCUACCUCAACCAAGGCCACGGCCUCGCUGCGCCUGUGGCCGCCACGCCACUGACCCCCUUCGGCCAGGCAGCAGUCUACCCGUUCUCGGCGGGCGCGGCGCUCGGGCCCUGCCCAGACAAGUGUGCCGCCUUCUCCGGAUCGCCCUCGGCGCUUUGCAAGCACUGCGGCGAGAAGCCCUGACGGUGCGAGUCCCUCCGCAGCCGCCUAUUUAGACUAUCCACUGUCCUCACUGGCGGGACCCGAUGGGGAGAAGGCAGCCGGACCCCGGACCGACCCUGCUUGCAGAACUGUUGGGUGCAGAACGCGAAGUCGGUUCUGGCAGAGUCAGACUGUACUCAAGACCCCACCGCAUCCACAGAGCUCUCUCGGCGUCCGCUGGGCGUUGUCAGCGCUCUAGAGGUGAGAACGACAAAUUACCAGCCGUCCGCCAAAAGAAAGCCACUGGGAGGGAACAGGUAGUGGCUGGUCCCACUUCUGACAGGUGACUCUGCUCUGGAGCGCAAGCACAGAGCAUCACUUGACCACUUCCUAACACUAGGGAUCGUCCUCUGCCCCAAUCCCUUCUAAGCCAACCUGCAGGGCCUUGCUCCGUGUGGACCCUCAACGGGGACCUCUAACAGCUCCAAGACUCCGGACCGGCCGCUGAGCGAGAUUGCCCCGCAGUCCUUUGCAAAGGACAUGAGGGCAGGCGUAGGAAGAAUCCAGGAGCUGAGAUUUGCAGCAUUUUCCAAGUCUGAGCUUGUUCUCUUAACGUUCUUUCCUGCCCAAAGGCUCAGGAAACCGACUUUGGCCUCAAAGUCUGUGAACUCAUCCCUAAAUAUGCCCGGAUCUCCAGCGCCUGCCUCCAGUGGGCUGGGAUGGACGUCAUUUCGUUCUGCAUGUUCCAAGGGGACUGGUGGAAUACAGGUCCUCACAACUUGCACGGGGCUACUUGACCCUGGAGGGUCAGCCAAGGCCUCCCGUCUAGAUUCAGGGCCAACCAAACCCCUCUGCGCCAGUUCGGGAACUUCUGGAGGAAGCCGGGCUACCGGUGAGUACCCGGCCGCUGGACUGGUCGUUCGCAAAGUCGGACCGCAACCCAGAAUCCUGACACUGUCCCUAGUCAGAGGCUUAGCCCGGGAGCCCGAGAUGCUUGCUGGUUUUCGCUCGGUGGGUCGGCAGUUUCCGCCUCUGCUUACCCAAUUAUCUUGGCCUUCGUAGAUGCAAAGCAAAUCGGGAGAGGGCUGCCGCCCUACAAAGCGCCUGUCUAUAGCGCUUAACUUCAAUUAAUGCAUUUGAAAAGGCCCUUUUGUAUUUGCAAAAUGAC
Peromyscus maniculatus bairdii (prairie deer mouse) is the source of this 1802-nucleotide messenger RNA. RefSeq names its product basic helix-loop-helix family member e23 (gene Bhlhe23). Gene Ontology annotation, molecular function: E-box binding; DNA-binding transcription factor activity, RNA polymerase II-specific; protein dimerization activity. Gene Ontology annotation, cellular component: nucleus. NCBI's taxonomy places the organism in Eukaryota, Metazoa, Chordata, Mammalia, Rodentia, Cricetidae. Gene Ontology annotation, biological process: sensory organ development; axon development; positive regulation of transcription by RNA polymerase II. The record is from RefSeq and is a predicted model, not a curated record.